AUGUCGGAGAUGAAUAGUAGCCAGCUGCACCACCUCACCUUGGGGAUUUACUCGGUAAGUAAUGGAUACUUUGUGAGGCCCAAAUUAGACAACAGAUGAAUAUACUUGUGAGUUGUGAUAGACAAGAACACAAGUUCAGAAUGUGUUUUCUUGUUUAGAUAUUUGAGAAAUGAAGAUUUAGGAAUGUUUAUCAAUUUACUCAGCUGAGUUAGAGUUGUUUUAGCCAAGCAAACAUGGUCUGUGUUCACAAAAGUGGUUUUAAGAUUCGAAAAGUAUUGCCUUUGCUUGGAAACACCAGAGAUAUGAGUCUGAGGCUCAUAAAUACAGAUUGAAUUAUAGAUGUUUUUAUUGAUCUCCCUUUAGGUGGGGCUUAGAGUUUUUCAAACUUUGAAAACUCCACUUAAAUAGCAGCUUAUGUGUGUGUUGGUUUGUGUGUUUUUACCCUUUUUACAGAACUUGGUGGAUGACUUCAACCCAGGCCUGCAGAGACUGGUAUCACUGGGGAACAGCUAUGUCCGAGCUUUUCAGGGUAAGACCAGAAAAAAUUCAGACAAAUCUGUUCAUAACCGUGAGUGUUUCUCACUUUUUUUGGCUGGUUGUGUGUAACACCCUCACACACCUGCCUUUAUGAGAGCUAUAAAGGAAACAAAGUGUAAUGGUGGCACACAGAAUGAGGGAGCUGUCAUGAGUUUUAUUUUCACUGGAACUGAAUCCAAAGUCCAUUUGCUUUGGGAAUAUCCUGGUGAUUAGCCCGGGUUAUGGGCCCAUAAAUGAAGCCUGCAGAGGGUGUUAUGAGUACACUGUCAGCAGGCAAACAAGGCAACCUAUCUUCAUUUCUUACACAUAUUAAGACUUGGAUAUUAAAUAUAGACUUGGCUUUUAUUUUUUUAUUCUUAUCGAAGCUUCACAGUAGGCAUGCUUCCUUUAAUUCAUGCUAAAAAAAAGUUUUUUCAAACAAACUUUUAAUUCCAACCUGCAGGUACAACAACUGGGUCUAUAUUACAUCUUAAUUAUUCUCAUCAUAAUCACCUCUAUUCCCUGUGCAAUGCAUUAAAUAUAGAGGGCUGUUCAAAUGCAAGAUGCAAAUGAGGUUUGAAACCAGGAGCGCAGUGAUAGUUUUACAAUUUCUAUUACAUUUUAUAGGUUUUUGCUUAAUUUAUGCACUGAGGUACAUCAUCAACAACUGAUUCACAGCGGCGUCACUGCAGCAAAAACCCUGCAGACAUAAAAUACAUGAUAACGUCUCUAUAGCUGCCUCCACCCAGAGGCUGUGAGCUCCCUCCGUGUACUCUCUGCAGAGUCAUAACAUCAUGACAUGUUAAUGAGCACAAGCCAAGACCAGAAUGUUAUAUAACUUUUAUUCUUUAUUGAUUAUAUGAAGGCAGCUAGAAUGAAUCUAUCUUUAAUCUAAGCAGCGGAUGCAGUUCAGACUCCCCCAAUCUACUUUUAUUAAAACAUUAACACACAGGUGUUCAUUACUGAAAUCCAUUCGUCUCAUAGCCUCAGGGACUGUGCGUUUGAUUGGUUGGUAUUGUCUGGAGCCCCAUCUGUUUAAAAACAAGGCGUAAAAUCCAGCUGGAGCUCACUCAACUGAAAGAAUGAAAUAUAGUCUUUGCUCACAUAUCGAACUACCACAUCCAGAAAUACUCAGAUGACACCGCUAUUGUGGCAAGUACCAGAAAUGGACAAGAAGCUGAAUACAGAGAUCUGAUAAGAGCCUUCAGUGAGUGGAGUGACAAAAACUGCCUCCUACUCAACACCUCAAAGACAAUAGAAAUGAUCAUAGACUUCCACAGAUCCAAACCCCCUUUUCAGCCACUGAACACCUGUGGCGUGGACAUCGAGGUGGUGUAACCGUAUAAAUAUCUAGGUGUUCAUCUGGAUAAUUAGUUGGACUGGUCUAAGAUUCAGGAGAUGUUCUGUACCCACAGCCAUCAGACUGUACAACUCUUCUGUAAAUAGAAGAUGAGUUUUUGAGACAUGACAAAUGAGGCUACAGACAAAUGAAUUUCCCUUUGGCAAUCAAUCAAGUUCUUCUUGUUCCUCUUCUUUUUCUUCAUCUUCUUCUUAGUACUUGCUAAAUUUGUGGUCAAAAUAAGACAAAACAACAAGCAUUUGCAAUAACUCAGAAUAUAACAAAAUGGUUUAGGAUGGAAAUGUUAGAUAACAUCAAGCUAUAGAUAUAAAUGGAGGCUAAAGAGUGGUUUGACCUCUUUUUACCUGAAGGCUAGCUGCUUUCUCGUAAAAACUAACAGCACGGAUGGGUGGAAGCAAGUGUACCAAAAGGCUAGUGAAUACCUUAUAUUUCAAAAAGACAAAAAAAAUUCAAAUGAAAUCAAAUCAAAGCAAUAAAAUACAUCAAGAUUUAUAUUAAAACGGGGGCUGAAUUGUUAUUUCAUCUCAUCUGAGAUGGGGUCAAACAGAGAGUUGACCCCAUCUAACAUACAAAGCAGCUACUGCGCUACUACUGUAGGAUACAUUUGUCUCUCUGAUAUAUUGUCAAGAUGUAACACAUUGGUGAUGUACCAAAUAGCAGUCGUCAGGACUGAGAUGGAUCCAUGAACUCUGUAUGACUCUGCAGCGGCUCUGCAGUGGUCCCUGCCUGCCAACUGACAGACUGUCUAAUGCCGGCCUCACACCAAGUGAUUUCUCCUGCAAUUGCACUGUCACAGACAAUUCUCUGAUGUCAGAAUAAAAACUGACAUGUUUUGCUGGAGUCGAGACGUGCUCCUGUCAUCUCAAUCGUUUCCUCUAAGGUGGGCUGUCUGAAAGUCAGCCUGAGGUUUUAAACCAGACAUUUCCUUGUAAUUACCUGAAUCAAGGUCAAUAUGAAUAAUAUUGUAAGUUUUAACAACCAGCAGGUCUGUGUGAUGACGGGUAUAUUGUAAACAUGGAGACUCUUGGGAGGCAAUAGCCAGCACACACAAAUGCUGUUUUAAUUGAGUGGCUUCCUCUGUCUAUAGAUAAUACAUGGCGUUUUUUAACGGCAUCCAUAUUCAAGGUAGUUUAUGGUCCUUGAUACUUGUGUGACAUGUUUGGUUAUUAUUAUAAUGUGCUGUCAAAAUUGCCCUUGGUCAGUGUCAGCAACUGAACGUGAUUUGAACUUCCUGUGUUAAAAUCAACAUUGUAACUGGGGUAGCUCAUAAACAGCAUUCAAUUACUCUUUUUAAAGCUGGAACAUAUAAAAAAAAAACAUUUAAAAAAAACAGUGGUCCAUGAAAAUGAUUAAAACAUGACAACAAAAAACUAAAUUUGUCAAGGUUUAACCCUAAAGAGCUAAAGUCAGACUAAACAGUAAUGCUACUACAGAGAAAUGUGUAUAUCUUUCCAAAAUAUACAAAUCCAGAAAAAGGAUGAUUAAUGAGAAACUUGCGCAAACUAAAUAAAGUGCAUGCUUUGAAUCAUUUCUGUUCUUUUUGAUUGUAAUGGCUCUGUCAUUCUGUAUUUUUCAGGACUGCUUUUAAUCAAACACCAACAACAUCAAUUUGCAUUUUAAGUGACUCAUUUGUUUCUUUGUCCUUGUUUCAGCUCUUGCUGAAACGAGUGAGGCCUACUUCAGUGCGCUGUCAAAAAUUGGAGAGAAGGCUUUCAACAGUGUAUCCUCACACCCAUUAGGUAUGUGUGAACACACCUCUCUUUAUCUUUAAGUGUAAAAGAAAGAUUUCAUUUCCUUAACUACACUCCAGGAUAGUCUUUAGUUUACACCCAGGAAGCACGUUGUGACUUUUUCACAUUUACUAAAAGCAGUGCGUACAUGACUUAGUGUGAUUUGACAAACUAUGAGAGGUUAUUGAAUGACAAUGUUUUACAAUAUUGUAGCUGUAAAUGUUUAAGUUUGUUAUGAUGUAAGUUCAAGUCAAAUGCUCUGCAGCUAGGUAUCAGAUGCCAGCAGGCAGCAUAAAUAAUAGACGACGACAGGCAGCAGAUCGUGCUCCUUUUAACCGCUCUGAAAGUGAGUCCUGUUAGUUUAGUGGCUGGAGUUAAACAUGUUGUCUAAACUGUAUCACUGGAGCUCUCUGACUUGGUAAAUGUGUUAAAGGUUGUAUCUGCAGAUUUACUGAUGGUCCUGUUUGUUUGUUUGUUUCCUGUUGAUCAUACAAAAUGCCUGACAAGUAUUCUUAUAGUGAGUGAAAAACUUCUCACAGAUGCUUUAAUCCAUUCACCCAUAUGUUCAGUUAGUAUAAUCUUUGCAAAAUGCUCUUAUCUUUCAGGAGAUGUCCUGAUUCAGAUCUCUGAGAACCAGAGAAGACUCACCAUGGAGCUGGAGGGAGUAGUGCGUCACAUUAACGACACAAAUAAUUCCCCACUACAACUUUCAGGUGUUAUCAAUGUAAUGUUUCCUCUUUAUUUUCUUUUACGUGUUUCUAUUUAGUUUCGCUGGUUCAGCGUGGAGGUUCUUCAAGAGAUGGAUAACAACAUUAGACAAGACAUUGACUUCAUAUCAGUGAGUGAAAUGUUAGCUUGUUCACAAGUGCAUCUCAAUAACUUAAUAUUAAAGAUCCUGUAAGGACAUUAGACUGAAAUUUUUACUGAUGCCUUUUUAUGAUAAUCUAUAGCAAACAAGAUCAUUAGCAGCAACACUGACAGUUUCUAUGUUGCAUUUUUUGAUACUGGAAGCUAGUGUAAGAGGGUAGGUGGCAGCCUGGCAGUUGUUGAGACAACCGUGUUUUUAUAUUCUUGACAGAUUUACAAUAAAUCAUCAUUUAAUUGUCAAAAGUUAGCAGGAUGAGAUUUUUUUUUCAAAAGAUACUGCUUAAAUAUUCAGAAGACAAAAGGACACAAACACAAAAGUACCUUACAGGAGCUUUAACUGUCAUCAAAUUAACAUUGAGAAAUUGUAAUUUAUUCUACAAACAGUAAACACAAAAUGAAAAAAUCAAGCAUUUUUCUACUCCAGUUUUGAUAAAUAUAAUCUACUGAACGUAUUUUGAAACAUGAGUAUUUUAUUAAGCUUAUCAUUAAUUGAAUAGUGUAAUAGCAUAAAUACUACAUCCAGUGAAAACAGAAUAUAUGAAGAUUUAUCUUUUUGAAAAUAACACAUUUUGAAAAUUCUUAACUUUUUUAUGUAUCUGUGUGUGGACACGAUUAUUGAAAAAAAAAGUGUUGCGACGCACAGGGUUGAACAGAGAUCAAGACCCUAAUGCAGAAUAAAGGAUCUAAUUAGCAGAAGUAAAUGGAAAAAAAGCAACAACAAGAGAAAAAAUCCAAAAGGCAAAAUCCACAAAAAUGACUGGGGCAAAAUCACAUGGAGCAGCUGGAGACACAGGUAUACACACACCGACAUACAUACACAAUGAACCAACAAGGACAGAGGGGAAGGCAGGAACUAUAUACACACUGGGAAACGAGCAACAGGUGAGGCAAACGAGACACAGGUGAAACUCAUGAGUGAUUAACGAGGGAGGAAAAACUAGGGAAGAAAAACCAGACUAGAAAAUCAACUACUACAAAAUAAAAUAGGACACACUGAAAACUGAUAUAAAGAAUAAAACACAGAGAACAGGAGGGAAACAGGGUCAAACAAAAACUUGAAACUCACAAGGCUGGACUACAGGGGAACAGAAACAAUAAGGAACAGAAACACAAGAAAAACAAACACAGAAAAUACACUCAAAUAAAUAACAUGAGGUGAAAACUAAAUGAACAGAACAUAUCAUGACAUCAAGGGUAAAAUUUGUAGACAUAAAGACUAAAAAACAUAAUGUGUAUAUUCACACCCUACUGAACUAAAUUUUAAAAAUAUACUUUUAUUUAAAGGCUUUUACAGCUUCUUUUUUUAUCAAGUUUGUCAGUUUAGGUUAAGAGUUAGGUUUUAUGAUUAUGUCUAUGAGGCCUUGUAUUUUGAAGGUGUUGUGAUUAGUUUCUGAUUAGUUUUCUUUAACAUAGGCUGGAAUUCCUAUUAAUGAUUUUUCAUGAUACCAAAAAAAGCAAAUAAAACUAUCAGCAACAUAAUUGAUUUUUUUUUCAGUAUUUUCCAAUGCCAGGAUUUGAAGCAUUAAAGUCAGGUCUUUUAACAAGUUCCAUAUACAAUAUUCAGAAAAAAUGAUUAAUUUGACUAUCAAAAGUCGGCAGGAUUCAAUGUCAAAUGAUAUUGUUGAGGACAAAACAAGCAGAGACUGUUUUGUCCACAGGGAGGCGCCAAAAUUGAUACAAACUGAAAAUUCCAUACUGAAGCUUAAAUAAGAAAUGUUCUGUAUUUAAUAUUGAGGUUAAUGUGUUUCUGAAACACUUUAUUACACAAGUAUUGAAAUCUGCAGCAUAGAUAAUCUAAUAUUUAUUAUUUCUAAUACAACCUUUCAACUGACAGAUGAUUAGGGGUUAGCGAUCCAUAAAUGAGAGUGGAUAGAGAGAUGCCAACUUUGAGAUUUGACAGACUUGAUGUGUAUUCUGUGUCAUCCAGGGCAGUCAGAAACACUACGAGAUGGAAGUCCACAACCUGGAGAGACAGUCGAGGAGGGGAACCAACCAUGUAUGUGUGUCUUUCUUCAUUUCUGUCCCCCAAAGCGAAAUUCAGCCUCAUUUUCAUGAACCUGUCACUGUGUAUUAUAUCAAUAUGAUUCCGUCUUUUAUGUGUCUCCUCAGGAUUAUGGCGAGUACGUGCAUUUCCUCAGAGAGAGCUACAGGGUGGCUCUGCUGGAGGAGGAGAGAAGACACCGCUAUCUAGCUGAGAAACACUGCGGCCUCUUACAAUCCGUCGCACAGCUGAUGAAUAAGGUAUGAAACUUACCUCAAAUAGCGUGUGUGGAUUCAAUAUUUUAUGGUUUGUUUUGGCAUAUUCACUGCAGCAGCCGAUUGGGUCAGGUUUGUCCCACAUCUCAUUGAGAGGAACAUCAGAAAGACAAUACCAGAAAGAGAGUCCACAGUGAUGUUUAAUGACUGUGAGUGAUUUUAGUGAUCUGUGGGGAAAUUCUCUUUUUUAUACCAAAGGUGAAUCACAGACGAGCAGCUUUUGAUGUUCACAUCAUAGUUUUCACUCUAACAGGAUGGCUCUCUGAACUCUGGACCCCUGCUUACUUUUUUAUCACCCCUUUUUCUCCUGACCUGAAUACCUGACGAUGUGUCUCCUAUACAGUCUAACCCAUUUAUCAUGUCAAGGCUGUAAAUAAAAAGCCCCAUGGGACUGUAACAAAAGGUAAUGUAAUACCUGUGCCUGUAUAACUCUUUAUAAACUCAUAUAAAUGCAUACUUUAAACAUAGAAUUUGCCCUGACUCUUCACUUUUUAUUACUUUAUAAAGUGUGUGUUUAUAUACUAACAAUAACAUGGCUACCAAAAAAUACCACAUCCACCACAAGUAUAGGAAAACCCCUGAUAAUAAGACGGUCAAAUCUUGUUUUUAUGCAGAAAGUAAUUUGAAUAGAAAGUAAUAAUGAUGGAACCGACAUACUGAAGUGAACAAGGUCAGUCUUUCUAAUAUGAGAAUAAACUGAAAGAGCUAUUACAAAGGCUGAGGCUAAAAAUAAUUAAAUAAAACAAAAAUUACCACUGUAUUUUAUAAAAUAGAUCCAGGUCUCUGACAAUAAUCUCUCUGGGGUAAGAAAGCUCUUAGAUGUGGUAGAGACACACAAAGUUUAUUGUCUUUGAAGCUGCCGGUCUCACAAAGCGAGUGGAUUUUACAUAAAGUUGUGUCAUUGUACAUCGCUCUCUUCUAUCUCAAACAUAACACUAAUAUAUUAGAAAGGUCAACUAUUCUGGUCAAUAUGGUAACCACUUCUAAUAGGCUGCAGGAUGUACAUUAGUUUACCUUUAAAUGUAGAGAGGGACCAUCAGAAUGGAGGUGGGUUCAUCCCAACACUGGAGGGGAAGACUGCAGCAGGUGAGGGAGUGUGGACAUGGAUAUGGAGUUCAAGAUAGGUGGGACCAUUUUUAGUUGAUUUUUAAUUGGUGGGUCUAAAAUUUGAUAUAACUGACAGCUGGAAACCAGUGGAGGGGAUAUGAACAGCGAGAUAAUGUGCAGCAAGUUUUGAAUGGGUGUGCUGGUAGGCCUGCAGUAAGGAGUCGCAGGUGUCAACAUGCGGUAUUAAAAAAAGGUUGCAAUAGGUGCUGUGUUGCACAAACUGGCUGGAAAGAGCUAGAGUCUUGGACAUGUUGAACUGAUGGUAGUGUUUGUGGAGAUUAGACAGAACUUUUUUGACCAUUAAAAACUGUUUAGUCAUUGCUUAAGACCAAGUCUUUUGUGCUGGCUUUUGGCAGUUUAUUGUGCAACAAUAGUUUCCUCUUACUAAAUGUAUUUUGAUCGCCUCUUUUAUUUUAUCACUCAUUGUAACCUUGUUUUUACUUUUAUUUAAUAGUGUGCAUGUUUUAGGCUCAUAUAAAACUCCCAUAACAUUUGACCUUCCUUUGUGUUUGUUUGUACAGAUGGGAGGUACUCUACAGCGGACAGCCGACAACUGGGCAGACGAGGUGAACGCCACCAGAGAACCGGAGGCCAGGAGACCUACUUAUGACUACGGCUCUGACUACAGCUCUGUGAGUUUAUGGGUAAAGUCUGUAGAAAUCUGCUGUGUUUACUCAAAUAUUUAAGCACAGUCAGAGCUGGUUUCUGCUGGUGUGAGAUCCAUUUCUGUUUAAUCUGUAAGAACUGAGGGAAUCAAAUAUCUAGAGAAACUGAAAUGAACAUGCCCAGCGAAUAUUUUAAAAUGAGGGUUAUUCAUUCACAAAACAUAGAGAUGAAAAGUCAGAUUCAUUUUAAAACAGAAAUGGGCAGCAUGUACAGGUACAGUGUUAUCAAGGAAAUAUUUGAAUGGUAUUUUUGUUACUAGGGCGCCCUCUGCUGGUUAAAGCAAAUGAAAAAUGAGGAAUGACUCACAGCUUUUGUAUGAAGGAAUUAUUUUUGUCAAACCUGCAGCUAAAGUAAAAAAAAAAAAAGACAUUUCAGACUUUUAAGUGAUGUCCAAACACUAAAUUUAAUCUAAAUCCAAACCCCUAAAGCCACUAAUAUAAAUACAAGUCUUUAAGUAUGUAUGCAGAGCUCUUAUCCCAGAACAGUGGGAUUAACUCCAUAGAUAAUUCACAAUUUUACACCAUCUGCCUCUUUGUUCGAAAGCAGCAAUUAGGAUUCUGGUGCAAAACAAAGAUCCCCAGAGAUAAAUCCUGUCGGUUUCAGUCUGCUCCUCAUUUCACAGCAGCAUGAAGAUGAACACACAAGAUCCAAACAUGCUACUUUAAUAAUAUUCAGGGGAUUAACAGGGAUUAUAUGUUUGUUUUGAUAUGAUGUGAGAUUGAUCCCUGCACUUAACAGAGUGAGUCACUUUAGAGAGGUAUCAGAGUUGUGCUUUUACAGUCGUGUAAAAUACUUCCUGCACAAAAGCCUCUCUUUUUGUUUGAAUAUUACUGUGGUGCUUCACUGUGCAUGUUUGUGUCAUUUAGAUAAAUUAACAGUUGUGUGUUUCUCCUCUGUGUUUGUGAUGUAAUGUGUGUUUUCAUCUAUAGAUGGAUAAAAGGGAAGAGUUCAGACAAAGCAGAGAGGAGCAGAGCCUCGGCAGGAUGCCAUCAAGAGGUGAGUUGUUACUGUCACAUAGACAAAGCUGCGUUCAAAAGCUCCUGGUUUAAUUAGGUUUAUCUCAUAUUUAAAAGGAGAUCUCACUGUUUUCAAAUUGUUCUUCAUCUUUAUUCUGCAGUUGGAGGCUAAUAAACAUAUCACACUCACUCUUUUUCACAGCAUGAAGAACUGUGCUUGUUAUUGCUGCUUAUUGCAUGCUUCAUAUGAGUGUUUUCAACCAUUUUUUGACAGAUAUACAAUCAGAAAUACCUCUAAAAAGUCCCAGAAAAUCCAAAAUGUCUGUAUAUGUGGGGGUGUAGCCUGAGUCUAGUGACUAGAUAAGGUGUAGUUAUGCUGAAGUAAGGGCUAGCUGUGUCCACCCGUCUUUCUUGCCAUGCACCUAAGUAAAGAUCAUUUCGAGCCUUGAUACAUUGCAUAACUUGAACAGAUGACAGGUACAAAAGUAGCCCCUUAAACAAAUUUAACUUUGCCCCCACCACUGACAAGAUAUUUAGACAAUCCGUGUUUUCACUAUUACACAGGGGGUUGUCCAGCACCCCUAGUUUCAUAGGGGGGGGGGGGUUAUUCAUCAAGCAAAGUGACUAAAAAAAGGAACAAAAAUUUAAGAAGCCUUUUAGUUUUCUGCUUUGAAGUAACAAAAAAAAAGAAAAUCACAAUUUAAAUUGUUGACUGACAUUUAUUUGUGAUGGAAACUGAUUUGAAAAUACUUAAAAAUAUAUAUGGAUCCAAUUGGAAUAAAACUGUUUUAUUGAAAAAAAAUGUACUUGUUUUCUUUUACCUCUUUUUUCCGUUUCCCUUUUCUGUUUUCUUGUUGAACUGAGCUGUAAAACUUUAACACAGUUUCAAAAGGGAUUGAGUCUAUUUUGGAGCCGCCCUCAAGUGGCCACUCUUAGAAUUGCAGUUUUUUUGCGCUUAUCCUUGUCUCAUUUCCCAGCCAUGGAGAUCGAUGUUGACAUUCAUAGAUACACUCUGUCUGAAAUUUUCAUAUCCAUCCUCACUUUGUCUUGACUCUUCUGGUUGCAUAUUUCUUGCUUAUCUCUACCUUGAACCUUUUGUGUAUUCUACCUUUCACAUUAUUUUCGCUGAUACAUACUCUCUCCUCUCAUAUUUUGCAAUUUGUCCUCAUAUCACCCAGCUUUCACUUUCCUCUGCUAAACUCACUCUAAUAAUUCAAGCUUGAUUCCUUCGCCUUCGGUUUAAAUAAAUAAUGUGACAGUGAAAAAACAAAAAUAUAGCCACUAAAACACAUUAAUUUAGACUCAACUUUACACAUAGUUCCUGCAUUGAUGCUUUGAGGAGAGGAAAACAAUGUUCUCUCCUUGGUUAAAUUCAAUGAAAGGCAUUUUCAACAAAAUGAUUAUGCACUGAGAAAUUGAAUACACAGGGGUAAUAAUGAAUAAAAGAGUAAAUCUUGGUCUUUCAUCAUUUUUAAUUAGUCAUUUCACUGGAGAUUUUGUAGUCAUUAAAGAGGGUUUAUCAGCUAACUUGUGCUUUAACACACCAUUUUUCUCUUUUUGUUUUCAUCUCUGCAGCCCCGUCUCCCCAGGGAGGCGUUUCUCGCUCCAGAGCAGAGUCAAUGGGAAGUGUUGGUGGCGGCGAGGGAGGAAGGACCAUGAGGGCGAUUGCGGAUCACCAUCCUGUCGGCUCCAGUCCCAAUGUGCUGUCCUUCAGCAGGGGAGAGAUGAUCACUGUGCUGGUUCAACAGCCCAAGAACGGCUGGCUGUACGGACGCGCUGAGAGCAGUUCACGGUGCGUGACGUUCCCUUCAGAGUGUCAGGUUAUGGUUGUGUGGAGGCUGAUACCUCUGUUUACCUUGUUCUACCAAGUACUGUUGUACUCAGUGGCUGCUCAUAUAUUUAGCCUGUAUGCAGGAACUGCACCUAACUUCAUCAACAGUACAUAUAGUGUCCCAGCCACAGCACUAGCCUCCAAACAUCUUUUUAGCUUUGCCUGAUUUCUUUCGCAAAGAGACUAAACACAACUCACCUACUCUCUUCCAGCAGCCGCUUGUUUGUAGUGGGACCUCGGGCCAGUCCAUUACGGACUACAGUGGGGUGACGCAGCUCAAGGAAGAACAUUUAUGAUCAUUAUUUUCAUUUCCUUGAAGUAAUAAUCAUCAUAUUAAUCAUUUUGCACUGCAGAUGCGGUAGUUCUUCUGCCUUAGCGUCUCACUCUGACUGCAUUUCCAUGAAGAAAUUGUCAUAAAUGUACUUCCUUGAGCUGCGUCACCCCGUUUUGUGUGAGGUUUGUGUGUGGCUCCUCAAACCACUGUGUAUUGCUACCCUGCAGUCGUUGCUAAAGUUGAUAUAACUAGAGAAGCAAGCAGUCGGCAACAUCUCUCAGUGGGGUGUCUAACACAGUGUAAUAGUGUCUUGACUCUACAUUACUUUUAUGCUGGAAUAUCCCUUUAAGUUUUGGUCACAGCUACCAGCAACACAUUCAUGCUGUUCAACUGCUGGCUAAUAGCCCAACAUGCAAAGUGAGGAGCAUGGGCAGAUCACUUUGGCCAAUUUUAUGUCUGAUUGGGAGUAUUAUAGUGCUACAAAACAGCUACUUUCAGGUUUAACUAUUUAUGUAGGGGGAAAUGAGACAGGGCUUGUCACGGGAUGUUGAGUAGUACACUUUGGUAUCAGAGGUUAAACACCAACAGUAACUUCAGUCAAAACACGUGAAACCAAAGUUGUUCCCCUUUUUAUCUUUCAGGUAAUCUGAUCACACUUCCAUUAAGAUUAGAUUAAGCAGAGGUUGAUGUUAAUGUCCUUUUUAAAAAAUAUCAUUAUGACCUAAAGUGGGUAGAGGGGGUUGUUGCAGGAUCACAAAGUUCAAAUCAGAUUAACUCAAAUGGAUUCAUGAUUGUCCGCAAGACUCACUUAAUAUGUGAUGUAAUAUAAUGAGAAUGAUGGGUCACUAUUUGAUGCCGCCAGGGUAACACCAAACAACAGUGAUGAAGAAAAAAAGUAUAUGCAUGUCCUUUAAAUUGCUUCACUUUAUACACAUCUACAUCUUACCAACUAAAUGUUUCACUUUCUUGUUCUCUAGUGCCAGGAAGGGAUGGUUUCCAGCCUCAUUUGUGGAAGCAGUGGAUGAUUUUCCAAGGAGUUCUGGGUAAAUAUUACAAAUGCUCAGCUGUUGUGUAUUACUAAAACAUGUUGUUGUAUUUUACAGAUUUAAACCAUGAUGGUUUUACUUGUAAUAUCCAGCAACAUAAUGCAAACAGGGUCCACCAUAAUUUAAAAACCUUUGCUGGUUAGCCUAGUUUAGCAGAGGGAAACAACUGGUCUGACAGAUGUGAUUAAAAAUCUGUUAAUACCCAAGGCCUUUUUAGCUUUUCUGCUUGAAAAUUUCAUACCCACAAUAAAAUGGAUACAACUAUGUAACCACAAGGCCUGUUUAAAUAAUAUUGGUGUCACAGUAAAGGGAAGAUUUGUGAGAUUUGUUGAGAUGUGUUAGUAUGAGUAUAUGAGACGUCAAAUUCCCCCUCUUUGGAAACUUUGGGGCUACAAAGGUUAAAUUAGGCGUAAACCCAUUAAAUGAUGUGUGAUACUUUUUAAUUCCCCCUGUGCCUAACACAUUCAAACAUCAAGUUUGGUUUUAUGGUGGCAAAGUUGAACUUCUUCUUGUCCGGACGCUACAAAUUCCUCAUGUCUUUGUAUCAAUGAGAGGUUGUGCCAAGUGUUCUAGCUAACAUGAAACAGCGGGGUUAACAUCUCUUCCACCUCAUAGGGUGUAAAUUCUUGGUGCAUUUGUUUUGGAAUAAACAUAGUCAUCUUGGGGACAGUAAUAAACCUUUAUAUGCUUCAAGAAUUUAUUAGCUAUUCCACAUGUUUGUAUGACUGCCUAAAGUCCAAAGAGCAGCAAGUCUGGGCAUGUUGUAAAAAUCAUUAAUUCUUUAUAAUGGUCCUCAUUAAAAAUGGAUGAAAAGAUUUCAAACCAAAGACAAAACCUUCUGCAUGAUGUUUACCUUUCAGAAUAAAUACAGGAAAGAUUCUGAUGUCUUUUCUUUUGUUUUGUUUUUUCCGGGCCUAACUUUUCCAAAAGAAGGUCAGAAUGAAUCUCAGGAUUGGAAUAAUAACAUGAACUAUUUAUGAAAUUUGGGUGACCCAUCGCUGUGAGGAAAACCAGUAGGAGGGUUUAAACUCAAACUUUGCUUUGUCACUGCGUGCACAUGCUACAGCUUGAAGCCAGAAAAGUAGAUCACAUGCACUAAAUUGUUUAUAUUCAGAGCAAAGCAUGGUUUAGCUCAGUGGCUCUCAAUCCAGUCCUCGAGCCCCCCCUGUCCUGCAUGUUUUGGAUGUUUCCCUGCUCCAACACACCUGAUUCAAAUGAUUAGCUCGUUAUGGCUUACUAACGAGCUGAUCAUUUGAAUCAGGUGUGUUGGAGCAGGGAAACAUCCAAAACAUGCAGGACAGGGGGGGCUCGAGGACUGGAUUGAGAACCACUGGUUUAGCUCAUUUUUAUGUAUCUGAUAUGCUUUAAGCAGUGAAGGCUUGUAUCGGGGGAAAUGAUACUAAAUGCAAGAACAAUAUCAUGUUUUUUUUGUCUCUAUAGCUCUUUUGUAAGCAGCAGCAGCAGCAGCAUGAACAGCCAAAUCUACCAACCAAGAAGCAGCAGCAGCAGCAGCAGCAGCCGCAGCGCAGCCCCACCCCCUCCACCACCACCGCCAUCCUCAUCUUCACACCAACAGCGUGAGACACAACCACUCCAACAGACCCGCAAAAAGAAGGCACAGUCCCACUCAGACAAAAAGGUACAACUGUCAUGCUUAUCGAUCAGCAUAGCUGCUAUCAGUCAAGUCUCUCCCUCCUUACAAGAUUAUCCAUUUUUUUCUUUAAGUACACAAACAGACACUGAAAUAUAGACGGCUGGGAGCUGGUUAUAUAUAUCUCUUUAAAAGCCCUUUUUGAACAUAGCACCUUGACAGAGCUAUUGUGAGGAACUAACAAGUAUGAUGGUUAUAAAUGCAUUUUUGGAACAGUCAUAAUCUAUCUUAAAAAUGAGGUUUGGGGAAAACAUAUUAGCUGAAUAUCACCCAUUCAUAAAUCCUCUCAGGUUUCUGACUGUCUAUUUUGCUGCCACUACCAUUAAAAAGCCUUAAAACAACAGGGUUAUAAUGUUUGGCUGAAAAUAAAUGCACUGUUAAACCAUAUCUUUGUCUCUUCCCUGCAGUAAGUGGUAUGACAGCUUAAUUUUCAACAGUCUGGUAGAAUUUAAUGAUCAGAAAUGUUUUAUUAGCUCCAGAGCUGAUAACAAAGUCAACAAUUUAUCAUCAGUCAUGGCAGGAAAUUAUAUAACCCCAUCGAUCUGAUUUCAGCUUUUGAUUCACCGCUGAUAUACUACAUCCUCCUGAUAUGCCAGAGUAUUAACGUCUGUGUUGUUUCAGUUUCUUUGAUAAUCAUCAAGAAUAUUUUUCCAGUCCCUCCAGCAGGGGCACUGUAGUAAGGUGCUGUUUUCAAUGGCACCACAUCCGUCUUUCUGGUGGAUGCAGGGGGGAAGCUCCAGCUGCUGAUGGUGCACUGAUGAGGAGGUGGUUUGCAUGUGUUUGGGUGCCUUUUACUUGGCAUGAAGAUACAUAAAACUGAAACUGAAUUUAGGUAGCUAGUUUGGUGUGGUCUGUGUUACCUGCAGUGACCGAUGCUUCCAGACUAAGUUAGAAGUAGAUGAUGUGGCAUUAGCAUCAUUUACUUCGAACCCCAGCCUCCAACUUAUUAUCACCAAGGUCUUGCUAACUUGCUCUUGCCCUUCCUUGAGCUUUAUUUGUGCAUUUAUUAUGAUAGCUGUGUCCAAAUUCAGAAGUAGGACUCAGCCUUACUCUAAACUUGAACGAGACAGUCUGGUUUCAAGAGUUUUCUGUAAGCGUCACUAGCUGUUUCCACCCUUACACUAGCAUUACAUAGCAAUGCCCCUGUCACCAGGCAAUAUGUGGCUAUUUGGCUAACUAGCUAAUACUGCUAGCAUCAUGUAACUUUACUGCCAUUGCCAUUAUAUACUAUCAAUCUUGAAAUAUGUCCUUUGAGUAUUCGACCCAUGAAUUGAGAUACAGUUAAUGUUGCUGUUAGCUAGAUAGUAGAUGAAAACUUGUACUAUUUGAGAGUUUUACGCAAUAUAGUGGUAAAGGCCCAUAUUCUUAUGAUUUCAUUCAGAGUUAAUGGAUUGUUUUAAUGUUGUUAGCUAGGGUGACCAUAUUCUGACUUCCCAAAAAGAGGACAUGACUACGCUGGGGCGGAGUCAGGGAGUGGCAAGAAGUUGAUUUUGAGAGUUUUUCGGGUCAGAUCGAGUGUCUUUUACAUGCUUCUAACUCAGUCAGUCUGCGUGACACAAACUUGAAACUUAAGUACAAAACCGCUGACAUUUGGAGGAUUUCAUAAACUUCCCCGGACAAGCCCGGACAGCUCCCCAAAAAGUGGACAUGUCUGGGUAAAAGAGGACAUAUGGUCACCCUAUGUUAGCUAAAUGUAGCUCAUGUAAUGCAACCCAGAAAGUGCUUGAAUGCUAACUAGCUAGCAUUAUGGGUAAGGAUGCAGCCUAAAAUUGGGAUACAAUUAUAAAGUGCCUAAAAGCUAACAUUGAUCAUUUAUAUGAAAUAAUAUACUUUUUUGUCAGAGGAGAUGAUGUAAGCAAAGACCUCUUGUCCACAAGAGUUGACAAAAUUGAUACAAACUGAAAGUUCCUGACAGCUUUAAUUUGAGUUAUGACUGAUUUAACAAUGUGAAUGAACUGAUUUUUGACUGAUAGAGCACACUUAAGCAGCACAACACUGUUAUUUGUUAUUAUCACAUAAUAAUUCACCUCAAACUGUUGAGAUUUGGAAGUAAAUAGAGUAAUCGCAUGUUGGUACUUAAAGCUGAAUGUCUGGCUGAUAGAGUGCCCUCUUUUUACAAGAGUUUCUGCAUGGUUUGGUUGUUGUGCUCCUGUCCAACUCGGCUGUCAAAAAGGUAUUUUAUGUGUUUUUUGUCCUGGACUUUCUCUGAAGUUUGUGUGAAGUAUUCCUGUGGGUGGACUGCCUGAAAUUUAAAGAGCAAAGGGUGAAGGGCUGCAGCCUGCUGAGCCUCCAUUAGUGCAUGUGUCCACAUCUUGGCCUCUACUCACCUCUACCUUUCUUAUACUUUUCCACAGGGAUCAGAACCGCAGAGAUCUCGACCUGAACUCUUUCCAAGGUAAAAGUCAUGUGACAGUUACUAUAUCAGAAAGCAGAGGCUGUGUGUGAAAUGUUUUCUCUGAAUGAUAUUUCUGAAGUAUAUCUUGAACCUGUUAAAUCAGGGAACAACAGUGGAGAGCAGUGCUCAAAACAGAACAGAAUUGCUUUCCUUUCAAUGGAGUUUGAAGUGCAGUUUAGCGCAGAAACCAUUUCAGGUACAGUCAUUUUGGAAAGAAUGGCUAUCACUCUCACUGGCACUCUGACUUCAGGUGAGCAGUUUGCUGAACGGUGCUUGAACUGUUUGAAAUGGAUUGCUCAUUUCUCAUGUCAUAACCUUACCCGUCAGGCGCAUAGAUGAGAUUCAGACACUCAGAGAUAUUUCUGCGAGUUUUCACCUUUUUAUUUCUUUCUCUAACAGUCAUCUUUCUCUCUCCUGACGGUGUGUUUUGUUUUCAAGGGGUACUAACCCAUUUGCCACUGUCAAACUGAAGCCCACACACACUGAUGACAGGUCGGCUCCACGCUUACGCAGAUGA
Molecule: messenger RNA, 17172 nt
Organism: Xyrichtys novacula (pearly razorfish)
Lineage: Eukaryota; Metazoa; Chordata; Actinopteri; Labriformes; Labridae
Source: the annotation of a GenBank genome assembly